Molecule: messenger RNA, 1304 nt
Organism: Vicugna pacos (alpaca)
Lineage: Eukaryota; Metazoa; Chordata; Mammalia; Artiodactyla; Camelidae
Source: RefSeq, a predicted model, not a curated record
AUGGCCGGCGGGCACACCUGGAGGCGGUCCAUCCUGCCCGAGGCCAGCGUGGACGGGCAGCUGGUGAGGACACCCAUGGCGCCGGCAGAUGGCCAGGCCAGCUCUGAAGAGCACGCAUCCACGGGUGUGGACAAAGAGGACGGUGGCGCGUACACCCCCAUCCAGGACAUGGCUGCUCACCGGGUCUCUUUCUCCCAGACACGCCAAGCCUCCGCGGGCACCAACCCACCCAUCAGUCUUCCGGGCGCUACUCUGGGCUUUGGGAGAGCUGGGCACCUCAUCAUGGCCGAGAGAGCCCGGGAAGUACAGAGGGUGCUUCUCCCCAAGCGGGUGGUUGCGGGCAUUCUCCCGGACGCAGACCAGAGGGGUUUAGGGGAUGGGGAGCGCGCUUCUCCGGGGAGGGAGCGAGUGGAGAUGAAGAACCGGCUCCUGCCCCACGAGGCUGUGGUGGGGUCCGAGCCCGUGCGGGGCCGCCUGGGGCCUGUCGAGGCCUCCCAGAGCCUCCUUCCCGCUCCGCGCGUGCCCCGGGAGACGGGCCGCCACCCCGGGAUCCGUCCCAGGUCACGCAAACCAAAGAAGAAGAACCCCAACAAAGAGGACAAGCGGCCUCGCACAGCCUUCACUGCGGAGCAGCUGCAGAGGCUCAAGGCCGAGUUCCAGACCAACAGGUACCUGACGGAGCAGCGGCGCCAGAGCCUGGCGCAGGAGCUCAGCCUCAAUGAGUCACAGAUCAAGAUUUGGUUCCAGAACAAGCGCGCCAAGAUCAAGAAGGCCACAGGCAACAAGAACACGCUGGCUGUGCACCUGAUGGCUCAGGGCCUGUACAACCACUCCACUGCCGCCAAGGAGGGCAAGUCGGACAGCGAGUAGGGGGGCGGGCGCAGGCCCGGUCUUGGUGCGAGCUAAACAAUGCAAUAAUUUAAAAUCAUAAAUAAAGGGCCAGUGUAUAAAGAUUAUACCAGCAUUAAUAGUAAAAAAUCUCGUGUAUUAGCAAUGGUUCUGCAAUAUUCUAUGUAUAUAUAAUUUACAGGAGGUAUAAAAUCCCAAAUAUCUGACUAUAAAAUAUUUUUGAGUUUUUUUGUGUUUAUGAGAUUAUGCUAAUUUUAUGAUUUUCUUUUUGCAAAGGGAGCUGCUUAGGGUUUCAUCUUUUUUUUAAUCCCCUAAGCUCCAUUAUGGGACAUCGGACACCUUUUUUUAAUUUCAAAAGAAAAAAAAAUUAAAACAACUUGCUGAAGUCCAAAGAUUUUUAUUGCUGCAUUUCACACAACUGUGAACCGAAUUAAUAGCUCCUACUUGGCCUAUGA